Coregonus sp. 'balchen' is the source of this 8709-nucleotide messenger RNA. NCBI's taxonomy places the organism in Eukaryota, Metazoa, Chordata, Actinopteri, Salmoniformes, Salmonidae. The record is from the annotation of a GenBank genome assembly.
CUCUGACCUUCUCAUCCAAUGGGGUUUGAGAAGGAGGCGAUGAGAGAGGACGCGAGGAUUUCGCGAUUGAGAGUUUUUCCAAGGAAAUGCAAUUGAUAUUCUCCCAAAGCAAAAUAUUUCUGUUUACAUUAUUUUAAAUGUAGUUGUCAAGUUGUCAGUUACAAAGCUCUAGUCAAAUGUUGACAUAUAGGCUAGGACUGGAGUAGGCUAGACACUUCAAACGUUUGCUCGCAGAGAUCUUGUUGUUCUGGUGGCCAGUAGAAAGUGAAAGUAAAAGUAUCCAUGUAUUUUACUGUAACGUGUAACCAGCUGCAUGAAAACAAGCGAAGACGAUGGUAAGAAUAUUGUUAGCUUUUCUAAGAAAGUAGAGUUAUGCAGGGCAAUUGUCAGUGUGGAUGAUAGACUACCAAAUAUGUUUUCUGUUAUGACUUCAUUUGAUUAAGCCAGCUGUCUACAGUCUCCAUCGAUUUUAUGAUGGGCAUGCCAUCGGCCCUUUCUUUUUCUGAAACUCCGUGUCUUCCAUGUAUGCAUUAUACUAUAUUGUAUUACUAUACUAAAAUAGAUACUGCCCAUGUGUCUUGUGCGCUCAUUAUGGAUAUUGAUAUCAUGCAUGUAAAGGCAUUGCUAUUGUUAGGGUAAUAAUGAGCACCAUAUCGAUUUACCGAUUUACCGAUUUCAUUUUUUUUUUCUUUCCAGGAUAAACACAAUUGAGAUACUGCUGUAACUCUACCUAUUGGCCAUGGCUCGUUUAAAAACAUAUGGGUUGGUUCUUCUCUAUGACCUAGUGCUGUGGGGGGCACUGUGGACUGGGUUAGUGCUACUUGAGUUCUCCAGUAGUGGAGGACUGGUGGGGUUAUGGGCCUUUGGAGCCCUAAGGUGGGUAUUGCACCAUUCAAUCAACCUGGUGCUCACUGAUGGAAAGCCACAGCCAGUGCUGAGGAGAUGGGUGGCAGUGCUCUGCCUCUUGCCUCCUGUGUUUGAAAGUGGACAGAUGGUCAUGUUGCCGGCACUGACUGCCGACAACCUGGGUCCGGUGCCUGACCCAAGCAUGGUGGUCUUGGCCCUGGUAUCCUCCACUGUGGCCUGCCUGGCAUGGGAGCUGGGCUUCCCUGAUGAUGGAGGGAACCAGGGGAAGGAGAAGGAGAAGAAACAGGAGGCCAGGGCACUGUUGAUGAGGAUGGUGCGAUACUGCAGACCAGAUGCCCUCUACCUGGCUGCAGCCUUCCUCUUCCUCAGCCUUGCUGUCAUCUGUGAGUAUAGCGUUUUGUAAAAGUAAUUUCAAAUGUGCAUGCCAAGCACAUGCGUUCGUUUGUAUUCUGUUAUCAAUUGUUUUCAAGGAAUUUGUUGAGCUAAUUAUUUUUUAGCUAUAAUUAUUCUUACUUACGCCAUCCGUUCAAGUGAACCGUUUUGAUCGAGCCAUUCUUGUUGUUGCAGGUGAGACCUUUAUCCCUUACUACCAGGGGAAGGUCAUUGAUACGCUGAGUGGUCAGUACCAGCACAACAGCUUCAUGUAUGCCAUUGGAGGCAUGGGACUCGUCUCACUAGGAAGGUACACAGGUUUCGCUUCCUCUUUUACUUUCUCUAGUUUUUCCUUUGGUUGUUUCCUCUCCUCUGUGUUUUGGUUUAUCUGUGAAUAGACAGAGAGAAUAAUGAUAGACCCUUCUGUGAUUGUUGAUUGACCUGUCUGUGACCUUUCUGUGGUUUUUCCCCUCAGUGCUCUGUGCUCAGGCCUGCGAGGGGGCUUGUUCAUGUGCAGCCUAUCCAGACUCAACAAGAGGAUGAGACACAUGCUGUUUCACAACCUGGUGCAACAGGACAUACACUUCUUUGAGGAGAACAAACCAGGUGAGAUGAUGGACACAGGAACAUCCCACUGGGCACACACUGGUCGAACCAACGUGGAAUAGACGUUGAAUUGACGUCUGUGCCCAGUGGGAUGGGUAUUAUAUCACAGAGGUAAUAGGAUAAUAACACAUAUUGGCAUUUAAUGCCAUGUCCUAUUCUCUUGUUUUGGUGGCAUGUGAUGUGAUCUCUAUCCUUAGUCACAGACGAUUCUGGUAUAAAUAUUAAAGCUCAUCUACCAUUAUAAUCCAAUUGAUUUAUGAAUGAUGUCCUUCCUCCCACAGGAAGCCUUGCCUCACGCCUGGGCCAUGAUGUGGACAAGAUGGGACGCUCUGUGGCGCUGAACAGCAACGUGCUGGUGCGCAGCCUGGUGAAGAUGGCUGGUAUGCUGGUCCUGAUGCUGGGCCUGUCCUGGCAGCUCACCCUGCUCACCAUGGUGGAGAUGCCCCUCCUCACCCUGCUGCAGACCAAAUAUAACACAUACAACCAGGUAGACGCAACAACGCCCAAACACCUAAAAUAUAAUAGGGGAGCGUGGGGUAAGUUGAGCCACCCUUGUUUCUAGGAAACCAUACACAAAAUUAAUAAUUUGACCAAAUAUUUAGGAAGAGGUCUUCAUUUCAUGGAGUCUGUGAAGGAAGAAAAAAUGGUAAGCAAGUUAGGUCAAUUAAAAUGAUUUUCACCACGUGAAUGUAUUGUGUUAGAGGUUAUAUGAUACUUGUAUGUAAACCAAAGUAAAUCAUUUUAAGAUUGUACUAUACAUCAGUUGGGGUCUUUAUAAGUUUCAAUAUGAGGUCCUAAACCUAGCAUGAAAGUGCAUCCUUGUAGCUGUGUGGGCCAAUAUAGUAAAAAUGUUUGCCUUGGGGUAAGUUGAGCCAAUGGCCAUGGGGGAAUUGAGCCAAUGGUUGAGCCAAUGGCAAAUUGAGCAAAUUGAAGUGUUUUCUUCCCAGGCGUAAUGCAAGGCAUUGUUGCUGGGAUAUGAGGUAACAACAGGGCCUAUCUUAAAAGUGUUAAAAAAGUACUAAGGGUUUGUUAGGUGUUAAGCCUGGGUUAAAAUACGCUUAAAAUGAUUAAAAGACUAAAAGUGAUUGUGUUAGAUUGUGUUUGGGGAAAUAAAGAUAGACAUGGUUUUAAAAAGGUAGUGGUAAUAUUCAAUUCAGUACAGAAAUAUGUAGGUGGCUUAACUUACCCUGUCCCGCGGCUCAAUUUACCCCAUACCCGGGGUAAGUUGUGCCAAGAGACCACUUUUUUUGGACAAGCUAUGUUUUCAAAACUGUAAUGUUUACAUGAAUUCUGAUUAUUUCCAGGGAUACACAACAUCCUGAAAUAUAUGUAGAUAUCUUUUUAGAAAGAAUACUAUAUUUCCCUUGACAGAGUGAUGCCGGCUCAACUUACCCCACUCUACCCUACCUACAGCCAGGUAGCUAGAACAACACCUAAACACCAAUGCAGCUAUAACUCUGACAGCAAUGUAGACAAAAUAAAGACCAAGUAUAGAAAAGUAAUGGGAUUAUUGACUAGUUAGUGACAGAUGCUUCUAGAAUUAUGAUUAAUUGAUUAAUUGACUGACUGUCUGACUGGUACCACCCAACAGAAGUUCAUUAAGCAGCUGCAGGACUGCCAGGCCCAGACCAAGGAGCUGGCAUCCCAGGCCAUUGGGGCGGUGAGAACGGUUCGCAGCUUCAGAGCUGAGGAGAAAGAGCUGGAUAGGUACAACCAAGCACUGGAGAGGAUGUACAAGGUCCAGGAGCACAAGGGCAUCGUCAGUGCUGUCCAUCUUUUACUGAGAAGGGUAAAAUGAAACUAAUGAUAAUUCUACGACCCAAUGAUCGAUGUUUGAGACCCCUGGGUGCUGUAAAUAACAUGGAUCUGUAGUCUAUCCCACAUGAUGUGUCUGUCUCUCCCUACCUCCCUACCUCCCUACACACUGAACACCUUUAACUCUUAUACAGUACUCUAUAUACGUGAUGUGUUCCUGUAUCCAAUACCCCUCUGUGUCUUUUCUCUGACCAGAUGGUGACAGUGGGCCUGAAGGUGGCCAUGCUGUUCCUGUGUCGGAGGCUCAUCUCAUCUGGCCAGCUGAGCAUCGGCAGUGUGCUGGCUUUCGUCCUCUUCCAGAAAGACAUGGUGACCAAUAUGAAGGUAAGUAAGCAAAUUAACCACCAGCAGGCUUUUGAAUUAUCAUGUCAUUUUUCUGAAUACCUGAUGUGAAACUGACUUAAAUGUUUUCGUUGUUGUUGUCAGCAACUUGUGUAUGUCUUUGGAGACACGCUGAGCACUGUCGGGGCGGCAGCCAAGGUGUUCACGUUUCUGGACAGAAAGCCCAAUCAGAAAGAAGCAGGAGAGCUGGCUCCUGCAAAGCUUCAGGGGAAACUUGCUUUCCACAAUGUUACCUUCUACUAUCCCUCACGCCCAGAUACACCUGCACUGAAGGUAAGCAUCUAUUCAUAGGAUAUGAGCUGUUAUGAAAGAUUGUAUCAAUAUUUAAAACAGAGUAAUAGCCCUGCUAUUUUCAUGGAUUUAUCGAUACAAUUACAUCUUUUAAUAGGGAGACUUGUCUUUGAACCAGCAUCAUAUAUUUAUUUUUUUGUAGUUUAUUUAUUUAACUAUUGAACUAUACAAUGCAUUCGGAAAGUAUUCAGACCCCUUCACUUUUUCCACAUUUUGUUACGUUACAGCCUUAUUCUAAAAUUGAUUAAAUUGUUUUUUUCCCCCCUUCAUCAAUCUACACACAAUACCCCAUAAUGACUAAGCAAAAACUGGUUUUUAGAAAUGUUUGCAAAUGCAUAAAAAUGAAAAAUGAAAUAUCACAUUUACAUAAGUAUUCAGAUUAUUUACUCAGUACUUUGUUGAAGCACCUUUGGCAGCGAUUACAGCCUCGAGUCUUCUUGAGUAUGACGCUACGAGCUUGGCACACCUGUAUUUGGGGAGUUUCUCCCAUUAUUCUCUGCAGAUCCUCUCAAGCUCUGUCAGGUUGGAUGGGGAGCAUCGCUGCACAGCUAUUUUCAGGUCUCUCCAGAGAUGUUCGAUCGGGUUCAAGUCCAGGCUCUGGCUGGGCCACUCAAGGACAUUCAGAGACUUGUCCCGAAGCCACUCCUGCGUUGUCCUGUUGGAAGGUGAACCUUCGCCCCAGUCUGAGGUCCUGAGCACUCUGGAGCAGGUUUUCAUCAAGGAUCUCUCUGUACUUUUCUCCGUUCAUCUUCCCUCGAUCCUGACUAGUCUCCCAGUCCCUGCUGCUGAAAUACAUCCCUCCUCCAGAUGUGACGCUUGGCAUUCAGGCCAAAAAGUUCAAUCUUGGUUUCAUCAGACCAGAGAAUCUUGUUUCUCAUGGUCUGAGAGUCCUUUAGGUGCCUUUUGGCAAACUCCAAGCGGGCUGUCAUGUGCCUUUUACUGAGGAGUAGCUUCCGUCUGGCCACUCUACCAUAAAGGCGAUGGUUGUCCUUCUGGAAAGUUCUCCCAUCUCCACAGAGGAACUCUGGAGCUCUGUCAGAGUGACCAUCGGGUUCUCGGUCACCUCCCUGACCAAGGCCCUUCUACCCUGAUUGCUCAGUUUGGCCGGGUGGCCAGCUCUAGGAAGAGUCUUGGUGGUUCCAAACUUCUUCCAUUUAAGAAUGAUGGAGCCCACUGUGUUCUUGGGGACCUUCAAUGCUGCAGAAAUGAGUUGGUACCCUUCCCCAGAUCUGUGCCUUGACACAAUCCUGUCUCGGAGCUCUACGGACAAUUCCUUCGACCUCAUGGCUUGGUUUUUGCUCUGACAUGCACUAUUAACUGUGGGACCUUAUAUAGACAGGUGUGUGCCUUUCCAAAUCAUGUCCAAUCAAUUUAAUUUACCACAGGUGGACUCAAAUCAAAUUGUAGAAACAUCUCAAGGAUGAUCAAGGAGGCACCUGAGCUCAAUUUCAAGUAUCAUAGCAAAGGGUCUGAAUACUUAUAUGAAUAAGGUAUUUCUGUUUUUAAUUUUGUAUACGUUUGCACAACUUUAUAAAAACCUGUUUUUGCUUUCUCAUUAUGUGUGUAGAUUGAUGAGGGAAAUUUUUUUAUUUUAUCAAUUUUAGAGUAAGGCUGUAAUGUAACAAAAUGUUGAAAACGUGAAGGGGUCUGAAUACUUUCCAAAUGCACUGUACCUUAUGUCUGUUGGCCAAGUAGUUAGAGUGCUGUCAGAAAGUAUUCACACCCCCUUUACAUUUUUUCCACAUUUUGUUGUGUUUAAGCCUGCAUUUAUAAUGGAUUAAAUUGAGAUUGUCUAUCACUGGCCUACACACAAUACCCCAUAAUGUCAAAGUGGAAUUAUGUUUUUAGAAAUGUGUACAUAAUAAGGCACAUACUAAGUUGCUGGACUCACUGUGUGUGCAAUAAUAGUGUUUAACAUGAUUUUUGAAUGACUACCUCAUCUCUGUACCCCACACAUACAAUCAUCUGUAAGGUCCCUCAGUCGAGCAGUGAAUUUCAAACACAGAUUAAACCACAAAGACCAGGGAGGUUUUCCAAUGCCUCACAAAGAAGGGCACCUAUUGGUAGAUGGAUUAAAAAGAAGCAGACAUUGAAUAUCCCUUUGAGCAAGUUAUUAAUUACACAUUGGAUACAGAGAUACAGGCGUCCUUCCUAACUCAGUUGCCGGAGAGGAAGAAAACUGCUCAGGGAUUUCACCAUGAGGCCAAUGUUGACUUUAAAACAGUUACAGAGUUGAAUGGCUGUGAUAGGAGAAAACUGAGGAUGGGUCAACAUUGUUGUUACUCCACAAUACUAACCUAACUGACAGAGUGAAAAGAAGGCAGCCUGUACAGAAUACAAAUAUUCCAAAACAUGCAUCCUCUUUUCAAUAAGGCACUAAAGUAAAACUGCAAAAAAUGUGGCAAAGAAAAUAACUUUAUGUCCUGAAUACAAAGCUUUAUGUUUGGGGCAAAUCCAACACAGCACAUGUAUGACAACACUUGAAAAUGGCUGUCUAGCAAUGAUCAAUAACCAACUUGAGACUUACCCAGAAAGCUGUAAUCGCUGCCAAAGGUGAUUCUAACAUGUAUUGACUCAGGGGGUUGAAUACUUAUGUAACAAGAUAUAUUAAUGUAUUAAUAUUUUUCAUAUAUAUUUUUUACAAAUGUUAGGAUUUUUUUUCUUCCACCUUUACAUUACAGAGUAUUUUGUGUAGAUCGUUAGCAAAAAAUGACACAAUUAAAUCCUUUGUAACACAACAAAAUGUGGAAAAAGUCAAGGGGUGUCAAUACAUUCUGAAGGCACUGUAUUAUCUCCCUGCCAUGCUUGCCUGUACCUGCAAUAAUUUAGGUUAAAUGUCUCUAACCAUCUAUCUGCCAGGCUGUGAGUCUGGACCUGCAUCCAGGGAAGAUGACAGCGCUGGUGGGGCCCUCUGGUUGCGGGAAGAGCUCCUGCGUCAGCCUGCUCGCGAGGUUGUAUGAGCCCAAGGAGGGCCAGGUGCUGCUGGAUGGACAGCCCCUGCACUGCUACCAGCACCAGUACCUGCAUCAGAAGGUACAGUCAGGACCCCCACCAUGUCCAAUAAUGUGCUGUAGUGCUUUAGCUCAUUGAUAGGGCUCUGCUUUCCAUAAUCCUUUAUACAUGUGUGAACAACUGUUAUGCAAAGUAGGACCGUUCAGCUCACUCCCUCUCUUAGCAAUGUUACUGUCCAAGAGUUGCACAUUAGCCUGCAGACCUCCUGUGUCAUACAGUCAUACCAUAUGACUUGUUCAAUUGUUUUUAAUAUGUUUUUAAACCAAACACCCUGAUGAUGAUCUCUCCCUGAGGAAAGAUGGCCCUGGUGUCCCAGGAACCAGUGCUCUUCUCUGGCUCUAUCAGAUACAACAUAGAGUACGGCCUCCUGGGAUGCACCCUGGAGAAGGUGAAAGAGGCCGCGAAGAGCGCCAACGUCCACAACUUUAUUUGUACGCUGGAACAGGGCUACAACACAGGUAGGUAGUGAUUGGUCACCUUGUGGCCAUUGCAUUGACACAUAUUCAUCACAGUCAUUCAUUGGCAAGCAUUUUAUUUUCUUUAGAGGGGCUGUUCUGCCUUCAUAAAAGCCUGCCAAAAAGACUCUACCAAAGUUAGGAUAUAAGGUGUAAGACUGGAACAACCGGUUGUAUAAUGCUUGAGAUAUCUGCUGUGUGAUGUAUUGUGAGUUACAGGCCUAUCUAUCUGUGUAGCUACUAGCUGGCCUAGCACUAAUGUCCUGUGUAUCUCUCAGAUGUAGGUGAGUGUGGAGGGCAGCUGUCUUCUGGACAGAAGCAGUGCAUCGCCAUCGCCAGAGCUCUGGUUCGAGAGCCACUGGUCCUCAUCCUGGACGAGGCAACCAGCGGCAUGGACAUCAACACACAGCAUGCGGUAUACAUUAAAGACCUCUAUAGCACAACAAUAUUACAUGAUUUUCAUGUCUAAAGUAAAACAUGGAACUAAACCAACUGCAGAAUGAACAUGACUAAUUACAACAGACUACCGACUCUGAAUCUAUUUGAGGGGUCACAAUUGAAGUCACAAUGUGACUUAUGCAGGAACAACUCUGGGCCCUCGGUAUAACCUUUAACCAGGACCCAAUAUAGUCAUAGAAUCUAUUUUUAUUUAGUCUAAAUCUAAUAGCUUCAGUAACAUGAUGUCAAUAGGGUUCUUAAUGCUCUCUCCCAGGUGCAGGGCAUCCUGGCAGGCUCAGUGGGCCAGACAGUGUUGGUGGUGGCCCACCAGCUGCAGACUGUGGAGAAGGCUGACCACAUCAUCUUCAUGGAGGGUGGGGAGGUGGUGGAGCAAGGCACACACCAGGAGCUAAUGGCUAGCAAGGGGCGCUACCGUCGGCUCAAAGAGGAACUCUUUGAGGACUGAUUAGGAAUCACACAGCUGUCAGAGAGAGCGAGAGAGAGACACCCA